CUUGCCUUAUUUUUUACUACCCAAAAUCCCGAACCAAUGUGCGCACUACGUGUACCGGCCAUGGCUGCCACUGGCUUUGCCGCACAAUCGAUUCUCCGAAGAGUAGUUCCCUCAUUUCUAUCUACUCGCCCCACCACUCAUGUCGUCGGAGACGUCUUCUCCGGUACAACCCUCAUCCUCCGAACACCUCUACACCCCUCAGCUUUUGGAAUAUGCAGCCUACCACAGGCUAUUAAGGGUGAUGCUGAUAUUUUACUGAAAGGAGUGGGAGAUAAGAACCCCAUUGAAGAUGUGAAACGUAUUGUUGAACUGGCAAAACGGGCAUCAUUAAGACGAGAAGUUUUACAUACUGAUUUUCUGACUCCGCCUGUCUUAAAAGAGUCAAUGCUAGUCUUAGAAAGGUUAGCUGAUCUCAAAACAGUUGCACAAGGAGGAUACCCAGAGGCCGAACGAUGCCGACUCUCAGUUGGACACGCAGAGGCAUUAACAAGUGAUCCAGAUAAUGUUGCAGCCUUGAGUAUUUCAGGGAACUUUUCAUUUCAACCUUGUUCUCACGGUGAUUUCCUUGGUGCAAUCCUUGGUACAGGGAUUGCAAGGAAUAAGCUGGGAGAUAUACUCUUGCAGGGUGAAAAGGGAGCUCAUGUUCUUGUUGUUCCAGAACUUUCUGACUUCCUUGUAUCAGCAUUGGACAAGGUUGGAAAUGUUUCUGUCUCUUGCAAGAAGAUUCCAUUGCUUGCCCUUGAAUAUGAACCACCAAGGACAAAGUCCUCAAAAUCCAUUGAGGCAUCAUUGAGACUUGAUGCUGUAGCUAGUGCAGGAUUCAAAGUUUCACGAACUAAAAUGGCCAGUUUGAUUAGUAAUGGAGAUGUUCGUGUCAAUUGGAGCACCGUGACAAAAAGCAAUACUACCAUUAAGACUGGAGACAUGAUAUCAGUUAGCGGAGAAGGAAGACUUAAAAUUGGAGAAAUAAGCUCAACAAGGAAGGGAAAGUUCGCUGUUGAGCUCAUCCGGUAUUUGUAAAGCAUAAAGUUAUUUGGCGAUAUGAUUCCAACAACUUAAAGGCUGCUAUAGAUACUUAUCAAGCCCUCAUUUGCCAUGCCACCGCGCUCCCUAACCAAAGGCAACACCCAGGGGUACUCGAACCCAAGAUCUUUGAUUAAGGAUGAAGAAGUACUUAUCAUUCCAGCACAACCCUUGUUGCUCAUUUGUUACCUUUAGAUGUAAAUAAUUCAAGCCUAGACAUCUGAUCUUUGAAACAAAUGUGAGUGUAAGGAGUAGAGCUAUUAACACGGGCUGGCUCGGAUUGAGCGGGCCAUAGAUUUCAACGGCCUAGCUCAACCCAACUAUUCAUUUGAAAGGGCCUCCAAAAUACUAGCUCAAUUGAGCCCUAUGCGGGCCAGCGUGAGCUAGCACUAAAUUUUAUUUUUUUGUCAGAAAAAUCUAUGAGAAAGUUAUUUUCUAGGAAGAAAUCUUCUUAGUGUGAUUGUGUAUCAUUAUUGUUGUUUUAAAUGUUCAAGAUUAAGAAUAAAAUGUAUAAAAACCUAUACCUUAUUUGUUAAUUUUA
Molecule: messenger RNA, 1564 nt
Organism: Solanum stenotomum
Lineage: Eukaryota; Viridiplantae; Streptophyta; Magnoliopsida; Solanales; Solanaceae
Exons: 10
Coding region: 37-1020 (327 amino acids)
Molecular function (GO): RNA binding
Source: RefSeq, a predicted model, not a curated record